Mya arenaria is the source of this 1588-nucleotide messenger RNA. RefSeq names its product actin-related protein 2/3 complex subunit 4. Bases 136 to 642 code for a protein of 168 amino acids. Gene Ontology annotation, cellular component: actin cytoskeleton; Arp2/3 protein complex. The record is from RefSeq and is a predicted model, not a curated record. Lineage: Eukaryota; Metazoa; Mollusca; Bivalvia; Myida; Myidae. Gene Ontology annotation, molecular function: actin filament binding. Gene Ontology annotation, biological process: actin filament polymerization; Arp2/3 complex-mediated actin nucleation. The transcript has 6 exons.
GAGCAAAGUUAAGAUUUAAACCUAAAAUCGAUCUAAGCAGAUUCUGGUUCCCGUCACAAGUAGUCAUCGGUGUACGGAACCAGCAACCUAGACCAAAGGGGGCGCUGAUUUCAACUUCCGGCUAAAACACAGGAGAUGGCUGCCACACUUAAGCCAUACCUGACGGCUAUACGCCACACAUUAGAGGCUGCUAUGUGCCUUGAGAACUUUAAUUCACAAAAUGUUGAGCGACAUAACAAGCCAGAAGUUGAAGUAAAAAGCAGCAAGGAGUUGCUACUGACACCAGUGGUAAUAAGCAGGAAUGAAAAGGAGAAAGUUUUAAUAGAAGGAUCCAUCAACUCGUUGCGCAUCAGCAUCGGAGUGAAACAGAGUGAUGAAAUAGAAAAAAUACUGUGUCACAAGUUCAUGAGGUUUAUGAUGAUGAGAGCAGAAAACUUUGUGGUUCUACGAAGAAAGCCAGUAGAGGGCUACGACAUUAGUUUCCUUAUCACCAAUUUCCACACAGAACAAAUGUUCAAACAUAAACUGCUAGACUUCAUCAUUCAUUUUAUGGAAGAAAUUGACAAGGAAAUCAAUGAAAUGAAACUAGCAGUUAACUCCAGGGCCCGGCUCAGUGCAGAAGAAUUCUUGAAAAGAUUUUAGCAUCAUAUUUAGUUUUAUAGUUUUUGAUGAUAGUGCAAAACCAUAAUGAGGAAACCAAAACAGACUACAGCCAACAUUCACAUGCUUCUAGCCACAUAAAAGUGUGCACUGCAGCCCACGAUGUUGGAUACAGUGUCCCAGUGCUUCACAUUUUGUAGCCAAAAAGAUGUACUUACUUUAACCAAAAUGAUUAAUUUCCUUGUGUUUUUUAAGGAUAAAUUGCGUCCCUAAAAUUGUUAUAUAAAUCCAAUUGAAUUUUAUAUUUUCUCAUGAUAAGCAAAGCAUACAAACAAAUCAUACUGACAGAAAUUGUUGUAAUCAGUAGAAUAGUGAGGAUUAUAAAGUAUGACAUUCCAUUCAUAUUAUUAAAAAUUGUGUGCCAGAUUAAACUCUGAAUGGUGUGAAAUGUGAGAAAUUUUUGGAGAGAAUAGUUAUGAAGAAAUAGUGUAGUGAGAAGCAUUUUGGUACUGGCCGGGUGCUACCGGAUAUUGUUCAUACCUUCAUUCAUUAUAGGUUUCCUUCAUUAUACAUUGGUUAUGGACUUUAUAUCUCUGUUAACAGUAUAGUAAAUGCAUUUUUUUUUACUAAGAUUGCUUCAGAUCAUUGAUAUGGUCUUUACUAAUUUAUUACAGGAUAAAGCGGUACUUUUUAUCAUAAUUAUAUACAAAGUCUUGUACAUUAUGUAACUUUCUAAAGAAUAUUUUCUGGUCUUUGACCAAAUAUAAGCUUUUUGUUUAUAAAUAAAAGCCUGAAAUAUCUGCCUACAAGAGGAAGGUACUACUUUGCCUGCAAUAUCUUAUCAAGUUGAUGUAGUAUUCGCUUAUACAGCCAUUUCUUCUUUGAUUGUUAUGUCUAUGCUGUAAAUUUCGUUAUAUAGAACUAUUUGAUAUUUGUACAAAUGAAUACUUGCUAUGCAUAUAAAUAAUAAAAUAUAUUGUUUUUAUCA